Paramecium pentaurelia is the source of this 2707-nucleotide messenger RNA. The record is from the annotation of a GenBank genome assembly. Lineage: Eukaryota; Ciliophora; Oligohymenophorea; Peniculida; Parameciidae.
AUGAAAAUAUUGGUGAUAAAUCCAAAGCAUUAAAUGAUCUUAAUCAAGCUAUACAACUUAAUCCAAAUUAUGCAUAAGCCUAUUCUAAUAGAGGUUUCUACUAUUAAUCUUAAUAUAUUAGGCAAUUUAUAUGAAAAACUUGGUGAUAAAUCCAGAGCAUUAAAUGACUUUAAUCAAGCAAUCCGAUUUGAUCCAAAUUAUGCAUAAGCCUAUUAUAAUAGAGGCAACUACUAUUAAUCUUAAUAUAUUAGGCAAAUUAUAUGAAAAUAUUGGUGAUAAAUCCAAAGCAUUAAAUGAUCUUAAUCAAGCUAUACAACUUAAUCCAAAUUAUGCAUAAGCCUAUUCUAUUAGAGGUGUCUACAAUUUAUUUCAAUAUAUUAGGCAAUUUAUAUGAAAAACUUGGUGAUAAAUCCAAAGCAUUAAAUGACUAUAAUCAAGCAAUCCGAUUUGAUCCAAAUAAUGAAUUAUCCUAUAUUAAUAGAGGUGAAUACUAAUACUUUAAAUUAUAGGCUUUUUAUAUCAAGUUAUAGGUUAAAUUGAGAGAGCCUUAUUUGAUUAUUAUUCAGCUAUCCAACUUAAUCCAAAAUAUUCUCAAGCCUAUUUAAAUAGAGGUAAUCAUUAAUAAAUUGUUAUUUUAGGCAAUAUUUACAAAUGUAUUUUAGAGAUUGAGAGGGCCAUAUAUGACUUUAAUCAAGCAAUCCAACUUGAUCCAAAAAAUCCAAAACCCUAUACAAAUAGAGGUAAAUAUUAAUCAAUAUAAUAUAUUAGGAUUAUUAUAUUCUAGUUUUGGUGAAAAAGAAUAAGCAUUAAAUGAUUUUAAUUAAGCAAUAAAACUUAAUCCAAUAGAUGCAAAAGCCUUUGUAAAUAGAGGUAAUUAAUAUCAGAUAGUUAUAUUAGGAAAUUUAUAUAACAGUAUUGGUUAAAAUGAGAGAGCAUUAAAUGAUUACAAUAAAGCAAUCUUACUUGAUCCAAAAUGGACAAAAGCCUACUUCAUUAGAGGUACUUUAACUUAAUAUAUAUUAGGUAAUUUAUCUAAAAAUUUUGUGAAGAAAGAAAAACCAUUAAAUGACCUUAAUCAAGCCAUUCAACUUGAUUAAAAAGAUGCUAUUGCUUUAACUAAUAGAGGUGAAUAAUAUCACACUUAAUAUUUUAGGAUAUUUAUAUCAAAGUAUUGGCGAGAAUGAAAAAGCAUUUUCUGAUUAUAAUAAAGCAAUUCAAAUUGACCCAAAAUAUGCAAAAGCCUAUUGCAAUAGAGGUGAAUAUUGUUACACAUAAAUAUUAGGCUAUUUAUAUCAAGUUAUUAAUCAAAAUGAGAAAGCCCUAUAUAAUUAUAAUUAAGCAAUCUAAAUUGAUCCAAAAGAUUCAACAGGGUAUUUGUAUAGAGGUGAAUAUUAUUACACAUUUUAUAUUAGGCGUAUUAUAUAGUAAGAUUGGUUAGAAGGAAUAACUUCUAUCCGAUUAUUUACAAGCAUUAUCCCACUCACCUAAUCAUCCGUUAAUAUUAUACAAUUUAGGUAAUUUUUAUUUUCUUGUAACUGACCAGGAUCAAUAAGCUCUAGAAUAUUUGCAAAAAGCAGAUAACUCCUUACAAAGUUUAAGUUUAUCUGAAAUUAAGAAACUACUUUUAAGUGAAAAAAAUAUUUAUUACCUAAAAACUUAAAUUGAUAUCCUAAAAGGAUUAGUAGAGUAAAUAUUGGAAUCUAAAAGAAUAGUUUAAAAUCUACCUACUGUAAACUCAACUUUAAUCUAAAUAGUGCAAAAUUAUGAAAAAAAAAUUUAAGAUAUUAAAAAUGAAAUCAGCCCUAUUUUGUCAAUCCCUAUCACUCAAACAAUAAAGCAUUAAAUUUAAAUUGUUUAAAACAAUUAACUGAAUUAAAUAUUACAAAAUGUUAAAAAAUUUAAAUAAGAGUUAUUACAAGAUUAUGCUAAGGCAAUAAAAGAUAAAGAUGAAUAAGAAACAUAAUUGAACUUUAUAAAAGAAGAUCGAAAUAUUUUGAUUCAUCAAGAUAGAAAUUAAAUAUAAGUAUUAUUACUUGAAUUUAAUAAACCUGAAAAUGUACAUAAAAUAACUUACUACCAAUCUUUAUUUUGGAGGCUUUAAAAUUUUUUAAAAGUUUUGUAAUAAAUCUCUACAGAUUUACUUUAAAUAAACCAAAAUGCCGUUAUUGAAUAUAACUCAGAAAAAGUAUUAAAUAUUGUUAAAAAUACUUCGAACAUUGGAUCAAUACCUUACAUUGAAAAUGCCUUUUAAAUAAUAAAUGCUGCCCUAGAUCAUGCAAUUGAUUAAAGGAAUGUGAGUAAAUUUAAUACAAGAGUAAGAAUUCUAAAUUAAAUACUAAAUUUUUUUGCAAUAAAUCCAUAACAAUUAGAAAUUGAAGUGCAAAUGACAGCUAUUUGUUUGGGAGAUUAGCAAAUGCCUAAUGUAAAAUAAAGAAAAUAAACAACUUUUAGUUAAACAGUUGACGAGCUGUUAAUAAAAGAAAGUAGUACUUCAGGAUUAUUUAAAGAUAUAUACUGGAUUUGUGGAAUAGAAGAUACUUUUAUUAUUUUAAGCUAUUUAGAAAAAAACUAAGAAAAAAUAUUAUAAGAAAAACGGAAAAAGCUAAGGGAUAUAUUUGAAAAUGCAGUCAAAUCAUAUUGUUAUUUACCUUAAAAUAAAGCUGAAAAUGUGGAUACAGGUUGUUCAUCAACAUGUUAAUUGAUUUGA